Molecule: messenger RNA, 1956 nt
Organism: Oryctolagus cuniculus (rabbit)
Lineage: Eukaryota; Metazoa; Chordata; Mammalia; Lagomorpha; Leporidae
Source: RefSeq, a predicted model, not a curated record
AUGGGAGACCUGGACGGAGUCCCCGGCUCCCGGCCCAGACCGGCCUUUGCAGACACUGGGGGAGUGAGACUGAGGGGGAUUCCAGCACUUGGCGUUUCUUGUGUCAGAGGGACGCAGAAAGUAGAACGGACGUGGUGGGGCUCAGCACAGCUCCACGCCACCGUCUUUGCCGGUUCUUCUCUGGGCCCCCGGUGCAGCCAGCGUCCAAGGCUCCCAGAGGAAGCAGCAGGGCCAGGGGUGGGGCCCGUGGAGGCGCCAUCCCCGUGGCCUGAAACCCGGCCUCCGUGUCCCCCACAGGCCUUCGGAAACGCCAAAACAGCCCACAACAACAACUCGAGCCGGUUCGGGAAGUUCAUCCAAGUCAACUACCUGGAGAGUGGCAUCGUGAGAGGAGCCGUCGUGGAGAAAUACCUGCUGGAGAAGUCUCGCCUGGUGUCUCAGGAGAAGGAUGAGCGGAACUACCACGUGUUUUAUUAUUUGUUGCUCGGUGUCAGUGAGGAGGAGCGCCAAGAAUUCCAGCUCAAGCAGCCCGAAGAUUAUUUCUACCUCAACCAGCAUAACUUGAAGAUUGAAGACGGGGAGGACCUGAAGCACGACUUUGAGAGGCUCCAGCAGGCCAUGGAGAUGGUGGGCUUCCUGCCCGCCACCAAGAAGCAGAUCUUCUGCGUGCUCUCGGCCAUCCUGGACCUGGGCAACAUCACUUACAAGAAGAGAGCCACGGGCCGCGACGAAGGCCUGGAGGUCGGGCCCCCGGAGGUCCUGGACACGCUGUCCCAGCUCCUGAAGGUGAAGCGCGAAAUUCUGGUGGAGGUGCUGACCAAGAGGAAAACGGUGACGGUCAAUGACAAGCUCAUCCUGCCCUACAGCCUCAGCGAGGCCGUCACCGCCCGCGACUCCAUGGCCAAGUCGCUGUACAGCGCCCUGUUCGACUGGAUCGUGCUGCGCAUCAACCACGCGCUCCUCAACAAGAGAGACGUGGAGGAGUCGGUCUCGUGCCUGUCCAUCGGGGUCCUGGACAUCUUCGGCUUCGAAGACUUCGAGAGGAACAGCUUUGAGCAGUUCUGCAUCAACUACGCCAACGAGCAGCUGCAGUACUACUUCAACCAGCACAUCUUCAAGCUGGAGCAGGAGGAGUACCAGGCCGAGGGGAUCACGUGGCACAACAUUGACUACACCGACAACGUGGGCUGUAUCCACCUCAUCAGCAAGAAGCCCACGGGCCUCUUCUACCUGCUGGACGAGGAGAGCAACUUCCCCCACGCCACCAGUCAGACGCUGCUGGCCAAGUUCAAGCAGCAGCACGAGGACAACAAGUACUUCCUGGGCACCCCGGUCCUGGAGCCGGCGUUCAUCAUCCAGCACUUCGCCGGGAAAGUGAAAUACCAGAUCAAGGACUUCCGGGAGAAGAACAUGGACUACAUGCGACCCGACAUCGUGGCCCUGCUGCGGGGCAGCGACAGCGCCUACGUGCGCGAGCUCAUCAGCAUGGACCCCGUGGCCGUCUUCCGCUGGGCCGUGCUGCGCGCCGCCAUCCGCGCCAUGGCUGUGCUCCGCGAGGCCGGGCGCCUGCGGGCUGAGAGGGCCGAGAAGGCCGCAGCAGACGUGGGCAGUCCUGGCAGCCGAAGCCACGCGGGGGAGCCGCCGAAAGGAGCCGGCACGCCGUCGGAAAAGCUGUACCGCGAUUUGCAUAACCAAAUCAUCAAGAGCAUCAAGGGGCUGCCGUGGCAGGGCGAGGACCCGCGGAGGCUCCUCCAGGCCCUGGGUCGGCUCCCGAAGCCCUGCACCUCCGUCCUGAAGAGUAAAGGUAUCAAACCAAAGCAGACCAUCCCGAAGAACCUGCUGGACUCCAAGUCCCUGAAGCUGGUCAUCAGCAUGACCCUGCACGACCGCACCACCAAGUCACUGCUGCACCUGCACAAGAAGAAGAAGCCGCCCAGCAUCAGCGCCCAGUUCCAG